Molecule: messenger RNA, 1731 nt
Organism: Labrus bergylta (ballan wrasse)
Lineage: Eukaryota; Metazoa; Chordata; Actinopteri; Labriformes; Labridae
Gene: npffr2a
Product: neuropeptide FF receptor 2a
Biological process (GO): G protein-coupled receptor signaling pathway; regulation of cAMP-dependent protein kinase activity; regulation of adenylate cyclase activity
Cellular component (GO): plasma membrane
Molecular function (GO): opioid receptor binding; peptide binding; neuropeptide receptor activity
Source: RefSeq, a predicted model, not a curated record
AUGAACGAAGGACUUGUGAACAACUUGACUCAACUGUAUGACAACUGGACUCUUUAUAACUCCUCUGAGGAGUCCGUCAUACCCAGGAACAACAUCACAUAUGUCGGAUUUUACCUGCAUCAGCCGUCCACAGCAGCCAUCUUCAUUGUGUCCUACCUGCUCAUCUUCCUUGUGUGCAUGGUGGGGAACGGAGUGGUGUGUUUCAUCGUUCUGAGGAGCAAAAACAUGCGGACUGUCACCAACUUGUUCAUCCUAAACCUCGCUGUGAGUGACCUGUUGGUUGGGAUUUUCUGCAUGCCCACAACACUACUAGACAACAUAAUAACAGGAUGGCCUUUUGGAAGCCUUGUCUGCAAAAUGAGCGGCAUGGUUCAGGGGAUUUCUGUGUCAGCAUCCGUCUUUACUCUGGUGGCUAUUGCUGUUGACAGAUUCAGAUGCAUUGUCUACCCAUUCAAGCAAAAACUGACCAUAUCCACAGCGACCCUGAUAAUAGUUAUUAUCUGGGUUCUUGCUGUUUCCAUCAUGUGUCCCUCUGGGGUAAUGCUACAAGUAACCAAGGAGCAAACCAUCCGGGUGUUACUGGGCUAUGACAACAAAACCACCCCUUUUUACUGGUGCAGAGAGAACUGGCCAAACCAGGAGAUGAGGAAGAUUUACACCACCGUUCUGUUUGCAAACAUCUACCUUGCUCCUCUUUCCCUCAUUGUUAUCAUGUAUGCCAGGAUUGGCAUUACUCUUUUCAAAACAGCAGUUCCAACUGGAGGGAAGCCGGGCCAUGACAACCGACACUCUGUGUCCAAAAAGAAGCAGAGGGUGAUUAAAAUGCUUCUGAUAGUUGCACUGUUGUUCAUCAUUUCUUGGUUGCCUCUGUGGACCCUUAUGAUGCUGAGCGACUAUGCCAGCCUGACGGAGCAGCAGUACAGAAUCAUCAACAUUUACAUUUACCCGUUUGCCCACUGGCUAGCCUUCUUCAACAGCAGUGUCAACCCCAUCAUCUACGGUUUCUUCAAUGAAAAUUUCCGCAGAGGAUUCCAAACUGUAUUUAAAUUUAGCCUGUGUGCGGCAGAUGGACAGCGGAGGAAAACCUACUCUCACAGGCUUCAGGGGAACUCUGUGCUUCCGGCUAAUAACGCACAGACCUCCCUGGAACCCAUUUCUCUCAACAGCCUGGAUAAGAACACUUCCAGGCGACUCAAUCAUGUCACUGAACAGGACUUGGUAAUGGAGGACUUGGAGAAGGGCUCUUGCAGCAGUGGGGGUGUGACUGCAGUGUCUAUUUGAGUGACACAGAGACAUUCUUCUAGGUGAUAAGCUAAGUUGUUCACUUUCCAAGAAAACGGUUGCCUGAAAAGGAUUUUUCAACACUGUGAAAAUAAUGGUAAUGAAAAAAGUACAAUACUGGAAGGAAUUGACUGGUAAAGCAGUAAUAUAUGCUUUUUACUUUCCUGUAACACUUACAAUACACAGAGCAGGAUACCUCAGUGUUUGCUCAGAAAAACAAGUACACGUCAAAAGCUAAUAUUCAAAUGACCAAAUUUUUUUUAAACCUUUGCUUAUCACCUUUAAGACACACAAUGUAUGUUGCACAUAUUGUGCCGUUUAAAAAUGAAAGCAGAUUAUUCUGGUAGAAUUGAACAAAAAGGAUCAGUUGAUAUUACACUGAUAACAGCCUACUUUCCUGCUCACUAAUUCUGUAUGUAAAAAUGUAUAAAGAUGCAUCAGCCACAAUGU